GCGGGAAUAGCAACAGUAGGCAGUGAAAGUGAAGCGCACGAGCGCGAACAGACUGCCGCGGGAAGAAGAGGACGAGGCUGUGGCGGCGGCUGUGGUCGAUCGGGGUUCGCGGAGGGGGCGAGGAGGCGGCCCCUGCAUGCGUCUACAGCCGCGCAUGGACGACCACCUCAGCCUCCUGCACUCACCCCCGCCGAGCGCGACCAAGACCCGCGGCGACAACCUGGUGAACCACGGCUACACCGAGACGGAGGCCGACGUGAUGACGGUCGUGGCGUGUGACAACAUGCUGGAGGAGUCGGCGGCUCUACCGGGCCACCACUCUCUGGACCGGUACGAGCCGGACCACGAGUGCUGCGAGAGGGUGGUCAUCAACAUCUCGGGGCUGCGCUUCGAGACGCAGCUCAAGACUCUGUCCCAGUUUCCAGAGACGCUUCUGGGGGACCCUAAGAAAAGGAUGAGGUACUUUGAUCCUCUCAGGAACGAGUACUUUUUUGAUCGGAACCGACCCAGCUUUGAUGCCAUCCUGUAUUACUACCAGUCUGGUGGGCGCAUCAGGAGACCCGUCAACGUGCCCAUUGAUAUUUUCUCCGAGGAGAUCCGCUUCUAUGAGCUGGGAGAGGAGGCGAUGGAGAAGUUCAGAGAGGAUGAGGGGUUUAUAAAGGAGGAGGAGCGGCCGCUGCCAGAAAACGAGUUUCAGAGACAGGUGUGGCUGCUCUUUGAGUACCCGGAGAGCUCGGGUCCCGCGCGGGGAAUAGCAAUAGUAUCCGUCUUGGUCAUYCUCAUCUCCAUUGUCAUUUUCUGCUUAGAGACGCUGCCAGAGUUCAGGGAUGAGAACAGGGACCCCAUCACCAUCGCGCCAGUCAUAAACGGCACGCUCCCGUAUCUCGUCAGCCCCUUCUCAGACCCUUUCUUUGUCGUGGAGACGCUGUGCAUCAUCUGGUUCUCCUUCGAGCUGCUCGUGCGCUUUUUCGCCUGCCCGAGCAAAGCCACGUUCUCCAAAAACAUCAUGAACAUCAUCGACAUCGUGGCCAUCAUCCCCUACUUCAUCACGCUGGGCACGGAGCUGGCGGAGAGGCAGGGGAACGGACAGCAGGCCAUGUCCUUGGCCAUCCUGCGCGUAAUCAGGCUCGUGCGGGUGUUCCGCAUCUUCAAGCUCUCGCGUCACUCCAAGGGGCUCCAGAUUUUAGGACAGACCCUAAAAGCCAGCAUGCGUGAGUUGGGCCUGCUCAUCUUCUUCUUGUUCAUCGGGGUCAUCCUCUUCUCCAGCGCGGUGUACUUCGCCGAGGCGGACGACCCGGAUUCGGGCUUCAACAGCAUCCCGGACGCGUUCUGGUGGGCUGUCGUCACCAUGACUACAGUGGGAUACGGGGACAUGCACCCCGUGACGAUCGGGGGCAAAAUUGUGGGCUCUCUGUGCGCGAUCGCCGGCGUGCUGACCAUCGCCCUGCCCGUCCCCGUCAUCGUCUCCAACUUCAACUACUUCUACCACAGGGAGACGGACGGYGAGGAGCAGGCGCAGUACCUGCACGUGGGCAGCUGCCAGCCGCUGGCGGACACGGAGGAGCUGAGGAAGACGCGCUCCUCCUCCUCCUCCUCGCUCAGCAAGAGCGAGUUCAUGGUGAUAGAGGAGCACGGCUUGAACAGCGCGUUCAAACAGCAGCCCAACUUCCCCACCACCGCGCAGAACAACUCGCAGAACUGCGUGAACAUUAGCAAAAAGAUUUUCACCGACGUGUAGCCAGGUUUGAAGCAACGAGCCCCUCCCGGGCGGCCGCGGAGAGAGAGAGAGAGAGAGAGAGAGAGAGAGAGAGAGAGAGAGAGAGAGAGAGNAGAGAGAGAGAGAGAGAGAGAGAGAGAGAGAGAGAGAGAGAGAGAGAGAGAUGCGUCAAGGCGCAGCUGGUUGUGCCAUUACGCAGCGGUGUGAGUUGGAGGAUCAGAGAAAAAGGAAGAACGAAGGAACGCAUCCUUCCUGUUUCAGAGAUGCAGCUCUGUGUUCCAUUCAAAUAAUCAGGAUUUAUUUCCUUAUUAUUUUUUUUCUAGAUAUGAAUUCCCUCUGAUCCGUCCGCGCUAAGAAGAAAGAGCUUCCUUUAAAGUAUUCGCUCCACUUCUCCUCUCCGGGUGAGGAGAGAAACCUGUUGUGCAAUAGUCGGUGUAUUAAUAUGCAUCACAGCAGACAUGAAUAGAAGCUUUAUUACUGUAAAAAACGAGUCCUUGAGGGAUACUGUAUUACCAUACGUUAAGAGUCGUGAUGUUAUAGCCUGUGUAUAAUAUCCAGUCAGUUAAAUAUGUGUGUAAGUGUGUGUUCAAACACAUGUAAUGUCAGGUAAACACAUUCCAGCAUAUGAUAUCUCAUAGAAACCGUUCUGUUGUGUGCCUUGUGCGUAAAGUCUAGUCUAACUGCUGCCGUCUUUUCUUUCUUUCAUCUAAAGUAAAAAGUAAUUACUCCUUACAGUUCCUCGUGUACACGUGGCCACGUAAAUACUAUAGAGCCAUCACAGGAUCAAAACACACGUGAGUGGAGAAGCACACACACAGCGAUCAAAGAUGGAGCGUGUUUAUCUUCCGAAAGCUUCAAAUAUAGCCCCGCUGUGAUGCAGUCUCCAUGGCGACGGUCGUUUCCCGGUAACCCCAAGUCACCGUUGCCAUGGCACCCUUGUUUCCACAGUAACCUCCCAGAUGGGUUGGAAGCUAUUUUGAAGAUUUUCAUCUGAAUGGAUGGCCUCGUCUCGUCUUCAGCCUCUCUAAUUAGACUGCUCGGUUUUCACGCUUUUGGUGGAAAAACAAACAAGAAAAAAAAUCAUUCCAGGAUUUUUGCAGUGUCACCACGGCUCAUCAGCAAGCUUAUUGUGUGACUUUAAUAGUAAAACAGACAUUCAAAAAAGACAAGGAGGAGGUCUGCCACGAUGAACUGGACAACAUCUGUCACAGGGAGGCGCUGCAGUGCGGGAGGAAUUAUGAAUGGAUCACCUGGGUGCAGUACUGCGGCUGGCCAGCAGGGGAGACUGCUGUAACACURAUCAAAUCGGAGAACCUUUUCAUUCUGUUCAGACCUCCUGGACUCCUGAUGACAUAAUUCAGCCCAUUUCCCACAUACAGCAGGAGCACAUUGAGAUUCUGGUCCGAUCCUGUUUGGUCAGUUGGGCUGAAAUUAAAAUUCGCCCUGGAUAACAUUCCUCUCAUUCCUCUGCUCUCUUGCUUUUUUUGACUGGUACCCACAAAGCUGGACUAACGUGUGGCGUUCAAAGCAGUUCUCCCGCUGCCAAGGACCACACCGCAACCCAAAAUGCAACAAAAUGCAAUCACAGCAGGUAUAUAAUAUAUGCUGUUUUGUAGCUGCAGUUUUGCAACAUGUAUUAUGGAUUGAUUCACUGUGAACAAAACCAUCAUGGGAUCAAACGUGUCUCAGAAACUCUCAAAAUCCAUCUGAAAUUGUAGUWUGACAUUUUUCCCCACGUUGUUGUCUUUAUACAAUUUAAACGGAUGGAUUCAAGAAAUAGCCAGCAUUUUCACCACGUUUCACUUUAUUGGAACAAUUUUUUUUUAUUUUAUUUUUUCUAUACUUGCGUCUCUCAUUGGUGAUAUUCAUCAAAGACAACCUGUAACUUCAGAGUCAGGAAGAGGCAACAACGGAGGCCAUCGACAUGAAACUGUGAUCCCARUCAAAGACUGUUAGCCAUAUGCCUUCGUUAGCUCUAUGUGCUCUGYGUUGCUCUUCUGUAAAACACACAUUUAUGUGUGAUGGUUGCUGCUACUCACUUGACGUGUUCAUGAAGAAUAACUCGAAGGUGUUUACGUGUAUGUAAAUGCAGACAGAAAAACACGCACACGUGCGCCUGCGUGUAAAACGCCUCUUCUGUUCCCAAAGUGCACUCGUGAUAUUUCUGUGGGGCAGGAAAAAAAGCAGAAUGUUCACAGGGGGAGGUUGUGUGUGCCAGGAUUUAUUCUGUGUUGUUGUGUGUCGUCUUCAACAUGACUCAUACAAACAGAUUUUGAGGUGUGCUGUCUUUUUAUUUAUUUAUUUUUUAGAGGAGCUGCUGAUGGCUUUUCAUUUUUGUUAUCCAUAGACUACAACUCACUCAUUUCAGUAAAAAAAAUAAUAAAAUAAAA
Molecule: messenger RNA, 4107 nt
Organism: Austrofundulus limnaeus
Lineage: Eukaryota; Metazoa; Chordata; Actinopteri; Cyprinodontiformes; Rivulidae
Product: potassium voltage-gated channel subfamily A member 3
Exons: 3
Coding region: 137-1738 (533 amino acids)
Biological process (GO): protein homooligomerization; potassium ion transmembrane transport; action potential
Cellular component (GO): voltage-gated potassium channel complex; membrane
Molecular function (GO): protein binding; delayed rectifier potassium channel activity
Source: RefSeq, a predicted model, not a curated record